Molecule: messenger RNA, 615 nt
Organism: Phyllotreta striolata
Lineage: Eukaryota; Metazoa; Arthropoda; Insecta; Coleoptera; Chrysomelidae
Source: the annotation of a GenBank genome assembly
GAAACUCGAAGGCGAUUUCUUUUCCGCACGCCGGCGAUUCCGAUUCCUGCUGUAAUUAAUCCCAUCGGCACGCGAUACGUUCACUCCGGGGUUCUUCGCGGGAGCCCGCGCGCUCCGGUGCCGCUUCCAGUGACUUAUUUUCGUUUAUCGGGGAAUUGCUUAUUGCGUUGUAGUGGAUUGUUUUCGGUUGAUGGGCCGGGGUGGAGGAUGAGAACUCGGAAAAGUAGGCGAUAGUGAUCGAUGGCUAAACGGCCUUGGAUACUAGAUGGAAACAAAACGAAAUGUCCUGAGAUCGCCAUGGCUUCCAGCGGUGCUGCUCGCGUUCGCAGCGUCGCUUUCCACGUCGGAGCCGCUGCCCAAGGGACCAGAGGGCGAAUCGCUGACGGUCACCAGGCACAACAGCGGAGAUAUCUUCACCUAUGCGGGUGUACCGACGGCGAAGUGCAUACCGGAGACCUGCGUCGGUACGAGCAGCGGUACCGCCACGGCGAUCUCCAAUCAGGAUAUGUGCACAUGCCGGUGCCAUCCUCAUCUGCCGGCCUUCAGAGAGGAUCUCCGUAUCUGCGUCGACGACAUUCACGAAUGCGUAUUAGCGCCCUUCGUUGGUGGUUCGAC